AUGACCAGAACUAACAAAUGGACCAUUCACGAAGACAAGGCGGAAUCACACUAUUUCACCCAUAACGGCCAUUUCGGUGCUGCCCCCAACGGAGUCAAGAAACACGGGUCGGGCAAGGGCAACUGGGGCAAGCCAGGCGACGAAAUCCAGGAUCUCAUCGAAACUGGCGAGAUUCCUCCUGUGUUUCGCAAACAGAGACGUGGAUCAAACGUUCAGGACCACGAACGCAAGCUGGGCGAAGUGCAGCAGUUUCACGACUAA
Lachancea meyersii CBS 8951 is the source of this 261-nucleotide messenger RNA. NCBI's taxonomy places the organism in Eukaryota, Fungi, Ascomycota, Saccharomycetes, Saccharomycetales, Saccharomycetaceae. The record is from the annotation of a GenBank genome assembly.